Molecule: messenger RNA, 1206 nt
Organism: Diutina rugosa
Lineage: Eukaryota; Fungi; Ascomycota; Pichiomycetes; Serinales; Debaryomycetaceae
Exons: 1
Coding region: 1-1206 (401 amino acids)
Biological process (GO): nucleophagy; protein lipidation; autophagy of mitochondrion
Cellular component (GO): phagophore assembly site membrane; extrinsic component of membrane; cytosol
Molecular function (GO): phosphatidylinositol-3,5-bisphosphate binding; protein binding; phosphatidylinositol-3-phosphate binding
Source: RefSeq, a predicted model, not a curated record
AUGAUCAACGAUCUCGAGUUCAACCAGGACUACACCCUGUUGAUGGUGGCAACGCCAACCGGAUAUACCAUCUACACCACCGAUCCUUUUGGCGAAUACUAUCUGAGUUUCAAAUCCGCUCGGCGGAAGCUGGUGGUGCUGCUGGACCUGGCGCCCGACGAUGUGGAUAUGGACGCUAGUGAGUGUCCCACAAAGUUUUUGAAGAUGCUAUUGAGUACUCUGCUUACGAUUAUUGUUCCAGAGAACGAGCCUCGUCAGGUAGAGAUCCACAAUUUGAAGCAACACGUUAAAGUGUGUACUCUACGGUUUUCCGAAGACAUUGUUGGGGUCAAGCUCAACAAAAAACGACUUGUGGUGGCUACCACGUCCACGCUUAGCAUUUACGACCUCUCCCAGGUGAAACUGGUGGGGACAAUUGCGGCCAAGUCUGGUCCGUACGACUUGGCUCGGGACGACAAAACCUUGGCUUUCGCCGUGGAGAACAUAGACAAAAAUCUGCCGAUAUGGGAGAGUGAAUUCCCAGUGUAUCAUCCCGACGGUAAGUCGUUAACGCCGCAUCAAUUGCGUAAAAAGACCGGCUAUGUUGUGCUAUAUGACACCAUAGAUAGCCGGCCACUAUUUGCAUUUAAAGCCCACGAUAGUACCAUUGGCCACAUCACUGUGUAUGGUACGAGCUCUUCGCCCAAGCUUUCCAUUGCUACGGCUCUGACUAAAGGUACAGUGGUGAGAGUUUUCACUUGGGAGCUGGGGGCGAUCACCUCGGUUCAAGCGUUUCGUCGGGGCCACAAUCCUACUGCAAUUGCUCUGUUAGUAUUCGACCAAGAAGCGGAAGUUCUUGGGUGUGCUCUGGAGAAUACCGUUCACUUGUUUGACUUGCUUGAUGGAAAUCAAGUAUCUAAGCCCGAUGACAACGAAGACGAACUCAAUGAUAAUCUCGCGAAUUUGUUAGUGGCAAAGGAAGGGAAAAAACGGCUGGUGAUGCUGGGUAUAAUGAAGAAACUUCCCUACAAGGACUUUCUUGAGCCCAAGCGAGCAUUCGCCUAUGUCCGCCUAGCUGGAACCCACGCUCGAGUGGAACUUGGGUUUAGCCAGCAACACCACCUCUACGUAGCUCUGUAUGACCAGGCGAAGUUGUUUGACUACAAGUUGCCUGAGCGAGGCGAGUCCCGCCAAGAGUGUCAUCUUGUUCUUGAGUACGAUCUAUAA